This is a messenger RNA of Cyclocybe aegerita, 1302 nucleotides long. Lineage: Eukaryota; Fungi; Basidiomycota; Agaricomycetes; Agaricales; Hemipholiotaceae. The record is from the annotation of a GenBank genome assembly.
AAUGAAGCGCUUGAAGACUUCCCCACCCGCGGAUCCAUCUUCGCCGUCGUCCACGACGCUCACCAUGUCCCAGACACCGAUAUUCGUGACACCGCGCCUGAAAGGCAGUCCGGGCGACAGCGCAGAUCUUAAAUAUCACGGCCGCUCAGUAGCGGACGUCAUACGAACGUGUUUUGGUCUCAAAUAUAUGCUGAAAGUGAUCCUGGAUUCCAUGGAGGGAAACUGGCUAACCAACGACGGAAACACGAUUCUACGCGAGAUAGACGUCGCCCAUGCAACCGCGAAGAACACGAUUGAGCUCAGCCGGACGCAGGACGAGGAGUGUGGCGACGGGACAACGGGUGUUAUCACUCUGGCCUACAACCAAGCCCUCAAAGAGGCCCUCGAGAUCGUCAAACGCAUCUCGAUACCCAUCGACGUCAACGACGAUACGCAUAUGCUCUCGCCGAUCAAGACCCCCGUCGGGACCAAGUUGGACGUCGAUGGCCUCAAGACUGUCGAUAUCAAGCGUUAUGCGCGGGUGGAGAAGAUUCCUGAUCGUACCGCUGGAUUGUCCGCCGGGGAGAUCGAGGAGGAGCAGGUGAAGGAGCUGUGUUACAAGAUCCUCGAAUCCAAACCCGAUUUCGUCAUCACCGAGAGGGGCCUCCCAGACCUAGCGCGGCACGUCUUCACGCAAUACAACAUCUCUACGAUUCGUCGCGUCCGGAAGUCGGACAACAACUACAUCGCUCUCGCCGUCGGCGCGACCAUUGUCAACCGGGUCGAAGAUCUGAGGGAAGCGGGUGUUGGAGCGGAAUGCAGGCCUUUCUAUCUCAAGAAGCCCUUACUUCAUAUUCAUCCUCGACGACGACUAACACCCUCUCCCACAGAUCCUUCAGCUUCCUCACCGAAUGCACUUUGCCCGAAGCCUGUACCACCCUCCUCCGCGGGCCCUCAAAAGACAUCCUCAACGAGAUCAGCCGGAUCCUCGCAGACGCCAGGGGCGUGGGCUGCACGCGGAGGCGCGGUGUCGCAGGGGCAGGGCGUGGAUGCAUGGUCAUUUAGGGUGAUGGUGGACGCGAUGGAGGUGAUCCCGCCGACGUUGGUUCAGAACGCGGGUGGGGCAGAGAUGAGGGAAUUGACCGAGCUGAAGACCUCCAGCCUAUAUGAACCUGCCGGCGUCAAGAUUCAGACACUCAAAACCGCCAUCGAGCACUUCGUCAUCAUCCUGAUCUCCGCCAUCCACAUCCACUCUUCUGUCCCUGUCCCUAUUCCUUCACAUAUACCGCUCCGUAUUCCGUACCCCAUACCCCAUAAAAUAUG